Molecule: messenger RNA, 225 nt
Organism: Mesorhabditis spiculigera
Lineage: Eukaryota; Metazoa; Nematoda; Chromadorea; Rhabditida; Rhabditidae
Source: the annotation of a GenBank genome assembly
AUGGAAUUUUUGCGAACAUUCAGUUGCCCAGGCCGGAAAUGGAAGACGAGGACUACGACAAGAAGCUGGAAGCGCCGGCAGCGGAAUAAGGAGGCCGCGGCUAGGUGCAGGCAGCGCCGGCUAGAGUUGAUGCAUACGUUGCAAGAGCAAGUCGACAAGCAAAAGGACGAGAACCGCAAGAAGGACAAUCAGAUCAAGGAGCUGGAAGAGCCAGGAGAGGCAGGC